AUGUUUUCGAACGCCCAAAGGAUUUUGGUGCGACGAGCAGCCCUUCGCAAUGGUAGAGCGACACAUACAGUUUUGAGGGAGCGGCCAGUUGUCUUUUCCGUUCGAACGUUUGCUGCUUCGGAGAAGAGCACGAAGGAGGAUGAUGGCUCCGACGAGACCUCGAAAAAGACGGAAGACGGUGGCAGUUUCAAGGAUACCAUUCGCAAAAUGAGAGAGGGAGGAGAAGGAAAGGGUAAAGAAGAUGAUAUGGAAGAGCAAUUCGAUGGAUUCCUGCGGUCAGCGGCUGGAACAUGGAGUUCUUUCAAAGAGGAAGUCUCGCAAACGUGGGCGGAACUAUUGAGGGCUGGUGAAGCCAAGAGCAUCAACAAGAGAAUUAAUCAUCCAGAAGACACUGCAGAAGGAGAAGCAGAAUACACAGGGCCUGUUGAAAUUAUGGUCAUUGAUGAAAGUGAACACUUGACGGCAUGGGAACGUAUGCAAAAGAGAUUGUCGGAAGCACCCAUCAUUUCAGAUAUGCUCGCGAGAGGUGAUGAAAUUUACGAGAAAUCGGGUGCCAGAAAAAUGAAGGAAAAGGCAGACCACUUGAAGGAGGAUGCACAGGAAGCUUGGGAAACGAGUCAGAAUCCAUGGGUCUACCGUGCCAGUUCCAUUUAUGAUACACUGACAGCCGAUUCGCCGGAAUCCGUUGCAGUGGCCGAGCUCCGCGAGUUGGAUCCCGAGUUUACGUUGGACGGGUGGAAACGUGAUGUUGUCGAGCAUACACUACCAAAGAUUAUGGAGUGGUUGCUAAAAGGAAAGACAAACCAACUGAAACCUUGGUUGGGAGAAGGAGUCUUUAAGAGAAUUGCUGCUGAAAACAAAGCUAGACAGCAAGAAGGAGUCCAAAUUGACACUACUGUGCUGGGUAUCAUGAACUCUGAAAUCUUGGCUUGCGAGCGCGACGAGGUCAACAAGGGAUCACCAAUUAUACUGCUGCAUUUCAUGUGUCAACAAAUCAAUUGCGUAAGGAAAAAGAAAGAUGGAGAAAUCGUGGAAGGAUCGGAAGACGAUAUCAAAGCCAAUUCGUAUGUUGCAGCCUUCCAACGAGAAUACAACGAAGCGGAAGGAGAACUGCAAUGGAAGAUUGUCGACUUCCGAUUCAAUGGAGCAAUAGCGUACUUGUAA
Cylindrotheca closterium is the source of this 1164-nucleotide messenger RNA. Lineage: Eukaryota; Bacillariophyta; Bacillariophyceae; Bacillariales; Bacillariaceae. The record is from the annotation of a GenBank genome assembly.